AUGUUAUCUUUAUCAAAACGUUACAGCAGAGUUCUGAUAUACAUUUCUUCCAUACUACUAUUGUUCCUAAUCAUCCAUCGUUAUCAACAGCAUAUAUCGUUAUUUGGUACGACUCUAAGACCAUUCAGUCCAUUAUUAGGAACCCAUUCAUUGAGCACAGAAGCAAAAAUUAUAUUGGAUUCCAAUGGGUUAUCUGAUAUAGACCCUAGUAGUCAAGUAGUGGUCAAUAUAGGCCAUUUGGAUUGUUUCCAUGUUACAAAAAGACAUUUACAACAUUGUACCAUAAGCAAUCAAUUAUCGCAGUCAUCACACGAUGGAAAAGAUCUUCAGAUAUCCCGACAUAUUAUUAAGAAAGAUCUAAGAGGUUCAUUCGGUUAUAGGUGGUUUAGUAAGUCACAGUAUCUUUUUUACGAAACUGUUCCAAUAACUCUUCUGUUGAUAGGUAACGAUAACAAUGGUAAAGAUGAAAGCAAUAAUAUUCUUCAAGGUAUCGUUUCCAUUUCAAAAACCAAAACAUCCAAAUCAACCACAGUUGGCGAUCUGGAAAUAGCUACACUACCGUUCACAGUUGAUAAUUUAAGGCAACAAAAUCAAUAUUAUCCAGGUUUCAUUUCUGAUUUGAAUAUAUUGUUUGGAAUCGAUUGUGUAGAACCAAGAUUUGGCUGGAUAUUGAAUAAAGAUUGGACUUUAAUUGAUGAAGCUUAUUCAAGAUUUCCAAGUUAUUUAUCGACAAGAUACCUUAUCAAUAAAGAAGAAAAAGUGUCUUUAUCUCAACCUUUAAGGCCAAAUAAAGAAACAGGUAAGUUUAAAAUUGUUCAAUUAGCAGAUUUACAUAUGGCAGUGGGUGAAAAUACAUGUAGAGACGAAUUCCCAAAGACUGAUGAAGAUUGUAAAGCUGACCCUAAAACUUUAAAAUUUAUUGAAUCAGUACUUGACAUUGAAUCUCCCCAAUUAGUCAUAUAUACAGGUGAUCAAAUUAUGGGAGACCUUUCUAUCCAAGAUUCAGAAACAACGUUAUUGAAGGCUUUAUCUCCUGUCAUCUCAAGAAGGCUUUCUUGGGCUAUGGUUUGGGGUAAUCAUGACGAUGAAGGUAGUUUAUCACGUUGGCAAUUGAGUGAACUGGCAUCCAUAUUACCCUUCUCACUGUUCCAAUUUAGUCCGAAGGACACCAAUGAUAAUUCCUUUGGUGUAGGGAAUUACGUUGAAAAUAUUUAUGAUUACAGUAAUGAACUGAAAAUUACUUUAUAUUUCCUGGAUUCUCAUAAAUAUUCUAAAAACGGGAAAAUAUUCCCAGGUUAUGAUUGGAUUAAAGAAGAUCAAUGGGAGUAUAUGAAAUCAUUACAUUCUUCAACCCCCGAAAACAAGGGUAUCUCUAUGGCAUUUUUCCAUAUUCCAUUGCCAGAAUAUUUAGACUUGGAUUCAAAGAAGGUCCCAAGUCAACAAAAUGAAAUUGUAGGCCAAUUUAAAGAAGGUGUUACAGCUCCUAAAUAUAACUCAGGUGGACUAUCCACUUUACAAGAAUUGGGUGUCACAGUCACCAGUUGUGGGCAUGACCAUUGUAAUGAUUAUUGUCUCAGGGAUGAUUCCACACCAAGCAUGAUAUGGCUAUGCUAUGGAGGUAGUGCGGGAGAAGGCGCAUAUGCAGGGUACGGUGGGACAGAAAGAAGAAUACGAGUAUUUGAGAUUGAUACUACUGAUAAUAGUGUAUAUACGUGGAAAAGAUUAAAUGGCUCACCUAGUGAGAUAUUUGAUAAAGUGAAGUUACAAUGA
Messenger RNA from Naumovozyma dairenensis CBS 421, 1770 nucleotides. RefSeq names its product phosphoprotein phosphatase (gene DCR2). The coding region runs from base 1 to 1770 and encodes 589 amino acids. The record is from RefSeq and is a predicted model, not a curated record. The transcript has a single exon. Gene Ontology annotation, molecular function: phosphoprotein phosphatase activity. Gene Ontology annotation, cellular component: cytoplasm. NCBI's taxonomy places the organism in Eukaryota, Fungi, Ascomycota, Saccharomycetes, Saccharomycetales, Saccharomycetaceae.